Messenger RNA from Procambarus clarkii (red swamp crayfish), 17243 nucleotides. RefSeq names its product serine-rich adhesin for platelets-like. The record is from RefSeq and is a predicted model, not a curated record. Lineage: Eukaryota; Metazoa; Arthropoda; Malacostraca; Decapoda; Cambaridae. Gene Ontology annotation, cellular component: ASAP complex; precatalytic spliceosome. Gene Ontology annotation, biological process: RNA splicing. Gene Ontology annotation, molecular function: RNA binding.
AUGUUUAUCGUCUGCUGGCUCUCAGUAGUGCAAAUGGAGUAAGAAUGAGUGUGUGUCGGGGAACGGGCGGUCGUGGAAUUUACGCAUCAAAAUGGGCGACCGAGCCAGGAGCCUCACGAUUGACGGCGUGCGACUCAUCAAGGAUCUGAAGGUGGUGGAGUUAAAAGCCGAGUUGGAGCGUCGUGGACUGUCCAAGUCCGGCAGCAAGAAGGAACUAGUGGAACGUUUACGUAGUAGUGUACAGUUUGAGAACACAAAAUCGAAAGCUACAGCAGCUGUCAACGAAGAGGACGUCCCUAAUAGAUGGCUACAAAAUGAAGCCAACCUAGACAAUGAUUUCAUCCGAGAAUAUUUUCAGUCUCAGAAAGCUCUUUAUCGUCAACAAAUAGAAGCACGAAGACAGUAUAGAGAAACUAUAGGAGCAUCUGCUGCACCAUCUGAGGCAGCAAGUGCUACUCCUGCAGCUCACUCGCCCGAGGAAGCACCGAGUAGGGGCAGGGAAAGUGUAGGAAGCAGGAAGAGUAAGGAGAACAAGCACAGUGGCGAUACUCGUACAUCCAGACAAGAUAAGAGUGUAACUGUUGCAGGUACUGCAACGUUCAAUGUCACCACAGCCGUCCCCACGGUCAAGACUGUAGCAGCUCCCGCCAUAAAGAAUACCACAACAUUUGCUCCUAGGGUUUCAGCAGUUUCCACCACUUCCAGAACGUCCCCAGCGUCUUCUGAGAGUGUUUCAACUCCAGCUGUCAAGACCACCACUACAUCCAUUGUUAAAACCAACCAGUCGUUAACUAAAUCUUCAUCUAUUGUCUGUAAUAGUGUUCCAGUCACUGCUGUUCCAGGUGUUAAACCGUUGGCUGGCAAACAGGUGUUUGCCAGACAAGGCACAGGCACACCAGAUAGUGCAACUGCCCCUCUUUCUUCACCACAACACUUCACCUCAUCCUCUGCUCAUCCCACAACACCUAAGGAACGCCUUUUGGCCCCUCUAACUCUCAAGGUUAAGAAGUUGAAGAGUGAGACAUCAACAGUACCUAGUCCAGACACACCCUCGACCUCCUCAAACUGCUGCAGACCAAGCAGAAGCUCUGCUCGUGCUGCUCGAGUUUUGAGUAGAGUAUCGCUUGAGGAUUCAGAGGAAGAGGAGGAAUCGGAGGAGGAACAACGUCACCAACCAUCACGACGCUAUCGAAAACGGCCUGGCAGACACUCUCAAGGCCACGAGGACCCAGAUUACCAAGCUAGCCCUAUUAGUGGUUCCCCACACAGUGAUCUCAAAGACCGAGUGCCGUCUCUUAAGAUUAAGUUACCUGACCCUGUGCCUAUUCCUGUUGAAGAGAAACCAAAGAAAAAGAUUGAAAGUUAUAAUAGUGAUAAGAGUGAAUUAUCUCUUCUUAUUGAUACUAAGUGUAGACAUAUAAAUAAUUAUAAUAAAAAACCUGUAAAUGAUCAACCACAUGAAUCUGGUAUAGGCCUACCUGAAGUGAGCUUACAGUCUAGUAGUGAUAACAGUGCCUCUGGUAGUCACCAGAAACUGUGUAAGACAUUAGUGAGUGAAAGUAUUGAUGAUUCAAGUAAUAGAAAGUUAUUGGUAAAAGUCAUUCCAUCGGUGUCAGGACUUGGGACUUCCCUGAAUAAGCGUGAGAAUCGGCUCCCUGAGGAGAGUUUACAAUUGCAGGAACCAAACUCUGCCAGUUUACAACCUAUUGUCACAUUGAAAAGAUAUCAAAGUGAACCCCAGUCUGAUUCACAAAUUACCAAAGAAAAUAUUGUUUUAAUCUCUAAAGACUUCAAGCAGAUUCCACAGAUAGGUGAGGAACAUACUAUUGAGAGAGUGAGAGCACACUUACCUGAUUCCGAGGUAGCAGGUGAAAGAAAAGAAACAUAUAUAAAUGAUCGAGAUAAAAUCCCUAAAUUAGAGGAAAGUGUGACUAGUGAAAGGACAUUGGUUGCAAGUACUAUACAGCAGGAUAUACCAAACUACAGUGAACAUUUGAACCAACACACAGAAACUCACAAAAUAAAGCUUACUAUAGAACAGUGUUCGAAAGGUGUGAAUAUAUGUAAAAAACAAAAAGAAGAAUUUCCCAAAAAACAAUUAGUUGCAAAUGAUGACUCUAAAAGUACUUUUAUUGGUAAUGUAGAUAAUAGUUUAAAGAAUGCCAGUAGAUACUUGGAUAAGGAGGAGACCUGUGUUCAGAAGGAGGUUCAGUCUGUAAAAUAUAUUGCUGAAGGAAGUUCAGUAUCUGAAAUCAUUGUGAUACCAAUAGACUCAAAGGGGCUAAUAGCAAGCACAGACAAAUCCAGCAUUCUCUUUGCAUCAGCCCAAAUAAAAUCAACAUUUUUACCACCUGGUAACGCAACAUGUGAAACCACCUGCAGCCCAUCUUCCGUAAAUCUUAGUGCUCUUGUGUCACCAGUUGCAUAUACAUCAGUUGAUGCCAAAUUUGAGAGUUUUGAAACUGAUGAUCCAUCAAACAAAUCUCAUAGUAGAAAAACACUUCCAGACAGCCACAUAAAGAAACGUACCUGUGGUGACAGGGAUUCGGGUAUAAAGAGCAUAGACGAAGUUCUUUGGUCUCCAAGUGGAGAGAUAAUAAGUAAGAAAACCACACCAAAAAAUGAAUUGGUGCCACAUGCUCCGCCUAUCAACCCAUUACGCAAAGCAUCUAGCAUACCAACUGGCCCAUUGAAGACUAAAAUUUGGGAAAAGUUACUAGAUACUGCUCAGAAAAAAGGAGAUAACACAAAGGAACCUUCUAAAGAAGCCCUCAAAGAAUUAAGAAGUGAAACUGGCAAACAAUCAGAACAUUCUAAUGAGAUUUCUCAUUUAGAAAUUGUGAGGUCUGAAAAAAGUAAUGUUGAAAAGGAUUCUCCUGUUGAAAGACAGUUAAGUGUAGAAUUAAAUGCUGAUUUGCAAGGAUUGAAGGAAGUUUCAGGAAGUUGCACAAUAGUAUCUUCCUUUGCAAAUCAAGACAAAGUAUCACAAGAAUCUUCAGUGUCAAAAGAACUUGAAUGUGAACAGAAUGCUCACAACUUAAGUAUCUUGCAUACUCAAAGCACUGUAAGUAAAGGAAGAGGAACUGAAUUACAGUUUGCUGAAAAUAGACAUAUUACAAGUAAUAAGGAAGUUAUAGAACCAUCCCAAGAUUUUAUUUUUACCAAGGAAAAGGCCCAAGAUUGGCAAACAAAUCUGAGAAAUAAAGAUAAUUCAGAAUCUUUAGGUUCAGAUAUAUUAGUAGAAGAGGCAAAAUCUGAAGAUCAUACAGAAAGAACGAACUUCCCUGAAGAGCAAGUUGCUUCUGUUGAACCGACAGAUUCAUUUAAACCAGAGAAUGAAACAAGUGAUCUGAUUUGUCUAAAAAGCAGCCAGGAACCAAAGUUUUCUGUUCCUUAUAGUGAAGUGAAAUCUAAUGAUUAUUCCAGUAUUCAAACAUUAAAUAGUCAGACAGAGAUUUGUACACAAAAAUUAUCAGAUUUAGAAGUGAAUAAUCCCAUAUCAAAUAAGGAAGAAUUUUCACUACUCACAGACUCUAAUAUUUUCAGUAACAACGAAGGUCUUAUAUCUAAUAUUAAAGUUGCUUCAGAUGGAAGAGAAUUAAAUUCAGCUUUCAAAUUAAAUUAUACCGUUGUAAGUGGUGGGGACAAAUUUAUUUCGGAAACAAAAAUUGUUGUUAGGAAAAAUGAAGAAAAGUCUGUUUCAUCUGUAUUGCCUCUUCUAACAAGUGAGGGCAAAUCUGUGUCAGACACAAACUCUUCUACGGUGAAUGAAGAAAAGUGUUUAUCUAUCCAAAAACCUACAUUUCAAAGUGAGGAGACAUCAUCUCUAGUCGACUUAAAAUUUGUUGAAUCCAGAAGUGUGAAUAAAUUUUCUCCCGAAACUAAACCUAUUUCAUCGACAAGCAAAACAACACCAGUAUUGGAAGACCCUGAACCAGUUCAGUCAAGGAAAAGUGAAAAGUUUUCAAUAGACAGGGUUCUUGAUAAAUCAAUUGGAGAGAAAACAUAUGAGCCAUACACAAAAUCUGUUUCGUCGGGUGAGAAUAAAUUUUAUUCCGACACUGCACCUUUUGAAUUAGGUGAAAAGAAAUCUGCUACAGACACUGAAUUUCUUACAGUAAAAAGUGAGGAAAAUUCCAGAAACCCUGAAGUAGAUCAAUGUAAAGAGGAAAAAUUUGCUCCAAAUGCUAAAUCUCUUGUAAUAAACACUGAGGAAAACUUUACUUCAGACAAGGAGUCUUAUCAAUCAAGUAGUGAGAGAACAUAUGAUUCAUGCACUAAUUCUGUUGUGUUGAGCGAGAAAAAAUCUGAUCCCGACUCUAUAACUGUUGCAGUAGAAAGCGAUGAAAAUUCUGUAGAGAGAGAGAAACCCGAAUAUAGGAGUAAAAGAAUUUCUCCAGAUACUGAGCCUUUCAUAUUCAAUGACGACAAAUCUGCUUUAGAUACUGUACUUGUUACAUAUGCUAGUGAGAAAGUAGAAAGGGAAGUAGUAGAAGAGGAAGUAGAUCAUUCAAAUAGUAACGAAAACUGUGAUCCAGAUACUAAGCCUUUUAUAUUAAGUGAUCAAAAAUCUAAUCAAGAUAUAAAACAUUUAAUAUUAAGGGAGGAAAGAUCUACUUCAAACACUGCAUCUCUUACAAGAAGUGAACAGAAUUAUACAAUAUACAGGGAACCCAGUCAGUCAAGUAGUGAGGAAAGAGCUGAUCCAGACACUGUUCCUGUUACAUUAAUUGUUGAAAAAGCUGGGCCAGAUACUAUACCUGCUCCAGACACUGAGCCUGUUGCAGUAAGUGAGGAAACAGCUGAUCCAGACACAGCACCUGUUGCAGUAAGUGAGGAAACAGCUGAUCCAGUCACAGCACCUGUUGCAGUAAGUGAGGAAACAGCUGAUCCAGUCACAGCACCUGUUGCAGUAAGUGAGGAAACAGCUGAUCCAGUCACAGAACCUGUUGCAGUAAGUGAGGAAACAGCUGAUCCAGACACUGAACCUGUUGCAGUAAGUGAGGAAACAGCUGAUCCAGACACUGAAUCUGUUGCAGUUAGUGAGGAAACAGGUGAUCCAGACACUGUACCUGUUGCAGUAAGUGAGGAAACAGCUGAUCCAGACACUAAACCUGUUGCAGUAAGUGAGGAAACAGCUGAUCCAGACACUAAACCUGUUGCAGUAAGUGAGGAAACAACUGAUCCAGACACUGAGCCUGUUGCAGUAAGUGAGGAAACAACUGAUCCAGACACUAAACCUGUUUCAGUAAGUGAGGAAACAACUGAUCCAGACACUAAACCUGUUGCAGUAAGUGAGGAAACAACUGAUCCAGUCACAGAACCUGUUGCAGUUAGUGAAGAAACAGGUGAUCCAGACACUGAACCUGUUGCAGUAAGUGAGGAAACAGCUGAUCCAGACACUGAAUCUGUUGCAGUAAGUGAGGAAACAGGUGAUCCAGACACUGUACCUGUUGCAGUAAGUGAGGAAACAGCUGAUCCAGACACUGAAUCUGUUGCAGUAAGUGAGGAAACAGGUGAUCCAGACACUGUACCUGUUGCAGUAAGUGAGGAAACAGCUGAUCCAGACACAGAACCUGUUGCAGUUAGUGAAGAAACAGCUCAUCCAGUCACAGAACCUGUUACAGUAAGGGAGGACACAGCUGAUCCAGACACAGAACCUGUUACAGUAAGGGAGGAAACAGGUGAUCCAGACACAGAACCUGUUGCAGUAAGUGAGGAAACAGGUGAUCCAGACACUGAACCUGUUGCAGUAAGGGAGGAAACAGCUGAUCCAGACACUAAACCUCUUACAGUAAGUGAGGAAACAGGUGAUCCAGACACUGAACCUGUUGCAGUAAGUGAGGAAACAAGUGAUCCAGACACUGAACCUGAUACAGUAAGUGAAGAAACUGGUGAUCCAGACACUGAACCUGUUGCAGUAAGUGAGGAAACAGGUGAUCCAGACACUGAACCUGUUGCAGUAGGUGAAGAAACAGGUGAUCCAGACACUGAACCUGCUACAGUAAGGGAGGAAACAGCUGAUCCAGACACAGCACCUGUUGCAGUAAGUGAGGAAACAGCUGAUCCAGAAACAGAACCUGUUGCAGUAAGUGAGGAAACAGCUGAUCCAGAAACAGAACCUGUUGCAGUAAGUGAGGAAACAGCUGAUCCAGACACAGAACCUGUUGCAGUAAGUGAAGAAACAGCUGAUCCAGUCACAGAACCUGUUGCAGUAAGUGAGGAAACAGGUGCUCCAGAGACAGAACCUGUUACAGUAAGUGAGGAAACAGGCGAUCCAGACACAGAACCUGUUGCAGAAAGCGAGGAAACAGCGGAUCCAGUCACAGAACCUGUUGCAGUAAGUGAAGAAACAGCUGAUCCAGUCACAGAACCUGUUGCAGUAAGUGAAGAAACAGCUGAUCCAGUCACAGAACCUGUUGCAGUAAGGGAGGAAACAGCUGAUCCAGACACAGAACCUGUUGCAGUAAGUGAAGAAACAGCUGAUCCAGUCACAGAACCUGUUGCAGUAAGUGAAGAAACAGCUGAUCCAGACACAGAACCUGUUGCAGUAAGGGAGGAAACAGCUGAUCCAGACACAGAACCUGUUGCAGUAAGUGAAGAAACAGCUGAUCCAGUCACAGAACCUGUUGCAGUAAGUGAAGAAACAGCUGAUCCAGACACAGAACCUGUUGCAGUAAGUGAAAAACAGCUGAUCCAGACACAGAACCUGUUGCAGAAAGCGAGGAAACAGCGGAUCCAGUCACAGAACCUGUUAGUAAGUGAAGAAACAGCUGAUCCAGUCACAGAACCUGUUGCAGUAAGUGAAGAAACAGCUGAUCCAGACACAGAACCUGUUGCAGUAAGUGAGGAAACAGCUGAUCCAGACACAGAACCUGUUGCAGUAAGUGAAGAAACAGCUGAUCCAGUCACAGAACCUGUUGCAGUAAGUGAAGAAACAGCUGAUCCAGUCACAGAACCUGUUGCAGUAAGUGAGGAAACAGCUGAUCCAGACACAGAACCUGUUGCAGUUAGUGAAGAAACAGCUGAUCCAGACACAGAACCUGUUGCAGUAAGUGAAGAAACAGCUGAUCCAGACACAGAACCUGUUGCAGUAAGUGAAGAAACAGCUGAUCCAGACACAGAACCUGUUGCAGUUAGUGAGGAAACAGCUGAUCCAGACACAGAACCUGUUGCAGUUAGUGAAGAAACAGCUGAUCCAGACACAGAACCUGUUGCAGUUAGUGAAGAAACAGCUGAUCCAGUCACAGAACCUGUUGCAGUAAGUGAAGAAACAGCGGAUCCAGACACAGAACCUGUUGCAGUAAGUGAAGAAGCAGCUGAUCCAGACACAAAACCUGUUGCAGUAAGUGAAGAAACAGCUGAUCCAGUCACAGAACCUGUUGCAGUUAGUGAGGAAACAACUGAUCCAGACACAGAACCUGUUGCAGUAAGUGAAGAAACAGCUGAUCCAGACACAGAACCUGUUGCAGUAAGUGAAGAAACAGCUGAUCCAGACACAGAACCUGUUGCAGUAAGUGAAGAAACAGCUGAUCCAGACACUGAACCUGUUGCAGUUAGUGAGGAAACAGUUGAUCCAAACACUGAACCUGUUGCAGUUAGUGAGGAAACAGUUGAUCCAGACACUGAACCUGUUGCAGUUAGUGAGGAAACAGUUGAUCCAGACACUGUACCUGUUACAGUAAGUGAGGAAACAGGUGCUCCAGAAACUGUACCUGUUUCAGUCAGUGAGGAAACAGGUGCUCCAGACACUGUACCUGUUACAGUAAGUGAGGAAACAGCUGAUCCAGACACAGAACCUGUUGCAGUAAGUGAGGAAACAGCUGAUCCAGACACAGAGCCUGUUGCAGUAAGUGAGGAAACAGCUGAUCCAGACACAGAACCUGUUACAGUAAGUGAGGAAACAGGUGGUCCAGUCACUAAACCUGUUGCAGUAAGUGAGGAAACAGCUGAUCUAGACACAGAGCCUGUUACUGUAAGUGAGGAAACAGCUGAUCAAGACACAGAACCUGUUACAGUAAGUGAGGAAACAGGUGGUCCAGUCACUAAACCUGUUGCAGUAAGUGAGGAAACAGCUGUUCUAGACACAGAACCUGUUGCAGUAAGUGAGGAAACAGCUGAUCCAGACACAGAACCUGUUACAGUAAGUAAGGAAACAGCUGAUCAAGACACAGAACCUGUUACAGUAAGUGAGGAAACAGGUGAUCCAGUCACUAAACCUGUAACAGUAAGUGAGGAAACAGGUGAUCCAGACACUGAACCUGUUACAGUAAGCGAGGAAACAGGUGAUCCAGUCACUAAACCUGUAACAGUAAGUGAGGAAACAGGUGAUUCAGACACUAAACCUGUUACAGUAAGUGAGGAAAAAGUUGAUUCUGAGAUUAUUCCUGUUGUCACAGUAAGUGAGGACAAAACUAGUCGAGACAGUAAACCUGUCGCAGUACGUGAGGAAAAAGUUGAUUCCUGCAGUAAACCCGUUUCAUUAAGAAGUGUAGAAAAUUAUGCUGACAGAGAACCUGACAAACUAUGCAGCUGGAUAAAAUCUGAUCCAUGUACUGAACCUGCUGUUAUAUCCAAAAGUGGGGAAAAUUCUACUCCAGAUAGGAUCUCUGACGAGUCAGGUAGCAAGGAAAAGUUUGAGCCAGGUAUUGAAUCUAUUGGACUAAGGAAGGAAAGUUUUUCUCAAGAUGCUAAACCUUUUCAAUUAAGUGUGGUAAUUUCAGUUCCAGAAACUAGAAAAGUUUCAUCAAGUGAAGAAAAAUAUAACUCUGGCAAUAAACGUAUUAAAUUAAGUGAGGAAGAUUUAACAUUAGAUGGUAAAAAGCAUAAAUCCAAAAGUGAUAAAAAGCCUUUCUCAGCUCAUGAAAUUUCUGCAUCACAAAAAGACGAUUCUUUUAAUGCCAAGUUUGAUAAAUUAAUCGAGGAAAUAUUUGCUCCUGAAACUGAACCCGUUUUAUUGAGCGAGGAAAACGACAACUCUGAAGCAAACCCUAAACAAACCAGUACGAAGGAUGAGCUUCUCUUGUAUGACAAACCUGUUGCAUUAAGAAGUGAUGAGAAAUCUACUGUAGAAAUUACAAGAGCAGGUUUAUCAGUAAGUGAGGAAAUACCCUAUCCUGAUAUUAAACUUGUUGCAUUAAGAGGCCAGGAAAGCUCAGCUUCAGACCACAAGUCUGACAAUUCAAUAAACUUGGAAAAGCUCGUCUUAGAGCACCAAUUUGUUCCUUCAGUUUCCUCAGGAAGUGAGGGAGAACCAAUUUUACACAACGCAUCUGUUGUGCUAUUAAAGAAGGAAACAGGUUUUGCAACAGAAUCUGUAGCAAGAAGUGAAGCAGGGUAUUAUUCUGAAGCAUCAUCAGGUGUACCAGAGAACAAAGAUAACUUAACAAAGAAGGAAGAAUCUGGUGUAGAUUCAAAAGGUGUUGGUAUUACUUGUAAAGCCAAGUCAGUUUUAGAAUUAAAAUAUAGUGAAUUGAGAACAGACAGAUCAAAGUUAAAAUCAGCUGAAAUAAACUGUAAUCUAGAGGCUUCCUCACAAAAAAAAGUAUUUAAUGCUAAACAUCAAUCGACUUCAGAUUCGAGGGUAACUGAACACGCUUGUAAAUUAAAGUCUUCUUUUGACUCUGAAACCAAACCAGCUGAAUCUAGAUCUGAGGUAGAGUUUGUUAUAGAAGGUGCUGCUGAAGCAAGGACAAAAGAAACUAAACUUGACAUUCACUCUAUAUCACAAUCAAAUGCAUCAAAAUUUACACCCAGAGUAGAACCUUUAGUGGAAGCGAAAGAAAGUGUUGACAGUAUUAAAGUUGAAAGUUUUGAUAAGGAAGGUGAUAAAAGUGUAAGUAAAAACACUAAGGCAGAUUAUUCUUGUGGGUCAGAAAUAAAGGAGCAUCAUACACUUUGUAAGGAGUCUGUUAUAAGUAACCCUCUUCGUAGUGAAGAUAACGCUACUACUAAAGCGAGUGAAUCUUUUAUAUUAAGUGAAAAAGAGCCUCAAGUGAUUCAAGAAGUUGGUACUGUCUCUAAUAAGAGCUUUUCUGCAGAAUUGACACCUUGUGUUCAAAGUUCACAUAUAACUUCCCCCCCAUGUGUAAUUCAGUCAAACUCAGUGUGUAAGUCUACUCAAGAAUCAAAAUCAUUUGGAAAUUGUAAUCCAAUAUUUGAAUUUAGAAGUACAGUUAAUAAAUCUCCUCACCUUGAUAUAAGUCAAGAACAAGUCUCUCCUCUAAUCAGCAAACAGAAACUUGAAAGCUUGGUCAACCUUGACCAAAAAUUUCAAGAUCAAACUCAUUUGAGUAAUACUUGUUACAAGACUUCAGACACUGUUCAAGAAACUAAAACAGGUGUAUCAGAAAAGUCAGUUUUCGAGGAAUUGGAAGCUAGUCCAAGAAAAACUAAAGAAUUAUCGACUAUCCAUCAGACAAAAGUUGGGUGUUUAGGAAACUCUGGUUAUAUUGCUACUCUUCCUAAUAAGGAAGUAUUUUCUUCUAUCAUAGAUGGAAGUGUAGGCAGUUCUGACGAGAAAAUCACAGCUUGUCAAGACAGCUUAGUUAUAGAAACAGGGAGAAAACGUGCAGAUUCAGAAAAGCAUUGUGUUAAAGAAAAGGAUUCUAGUAAAUUUGAUACUAUAGCAACAUACAAGUCUGAUGGACCAGGAUGUUCUAUGUCAUUCAGUAAUAGCAUAACUCAGGAUAGAGAAUUAAAUAAAAGCACCUACAUUAACCUGACUAAAAAUACUUUACUCCCGGGUGAGAUUUACCUGGAAAGUGCGGAAAGUGAGUUAAAAUUGAUUCAUAGCAACUCUCAAGGCUUAACAAGUGCACCCCAUAGAGAGGAGGAAGUGGUUACUGAAAAAUUUAAGUUUAAAACUGUUGAUAAAUUUUCAGGUUCCAAGAAUACAGAGAACUUUAUUGAACAGGAAGGUAAACACAAAUCUUCAAUCAGUAGAUUUUGGGAAAUACCAGGUGGAAAGUCUGCACCCCUUAAAAGCUCAAUUCCUCUUUCAAGUGAAACUGUUACAAACUACAAAAACCAAAGCCCGACUCUAGACUGCACACCAACAGAAGAAAAAGUUCAGCUUGUUGACAAUCUCCGAUCCACAAAGAGCAUUAGCCCUUGUAGUUUAGAGACUCUAAAAGAAGUAGCUUACUGUGCUGAUAGCUCAGCAUCUGCAAAAGAGAAGAAUUGUCAUGUUCAUAAUUCCACAACAAAACAAAAAAUAAUUUGUCCUGUUAGUAAAUCUGCAACAAGUACCGAGAUCAACCUUGUUUCAAGUGAACCAACCACAGUUCAGUCAGAAACUAAUUCUGCUGUGUGUGGUACAGUUAGUACGACUGAAACACACUCGCUGGUAAGGAUAGCAACUGCAAAACAUUUAAAAACUGAGGUAGUUCAGAGUGACACCAAAAGUAGUAUUCAACCAGUUGUAAGUCCAGCAGAUACAGAUUCAUUUGCUAAUACAGCAGUCACAGACAAGUCAGAAGCUCAUCCUGUUGUCAGUGCUGCAGCAACUAACUCUGAAGACAAUUCUUUUGUAAAGUCUGAAUCCAGAAAACAGUUACAAAUAGGAACUGCUGAGACUGACACAUAUCAGCAUUUAGAUGCAGUGACCUCAAGAAUAGGAGCUGACAACAUUAAGAGGGAAGGGACUACAAAGGUAGAAUUUGGUUUAGUUGGUAGCACAACUUUCUCAAAAAAAACAGCGUGUCCUGUUAUUAACACACAAAUCUGUUCGCUUGGACCAGAAGCCACAAAGACAGACGUGUUACCAAUUGUUAGCACAACAAACACACACACAAAUUUGUUGAGUGUUAAUACUGCUGCAAAGUCUGAAAUAUUCACAACUGUUACACAGACAGCAGUUACUUCGUUUGGGGGUACAGGAGCCCCGAACAUAGGUCUCUCGGUUGAUAGCACAGAAAUUACAAAGGCUGAAGUCUUGCCAGUUGUUUGUACAGAAUCCACAACUUAUCCAAUUAUUGAAGUAUUGUCUUCAGAGAAGACUGAAGAUCCUAAAAUAAGUGCAUCUUCAGAAUCAUCCUUAGUUAACAAGGAAUCUACAGACUCAAAAUUCAGUUGUCUUAAAGUCGGCACUUCGUCUUAUUCAAACCCAGCUUCGGUCGAGAGGGCUUUGUGUUCACCAAAGGUUUUAUUAGUAUCUUCAGAUAACGUGCACAAGAGUAAUAGCGGUGAAAUAAAGUGGGACUUUGAAAAAACAAAUCCAGAUUCCGAAAAAGAUACAAUUGAAGUGAGUGGAGAAAAAUAUAAAGUGCAGAGGGAGAAGAGAGAAAACGUUGAUCUUCAUAGCAUAGCAGUAUCCAAAAGGCACAUUGAAAAAUUAAGGGAAAUCGGUAGCUUGAUACCUCUGGAGUUGGGUUGUGUUAGCAGCAAGGACUCGGAGACGGUCCCACCUCCAGUGUCUUCAAAUAUUGUCACAGAUUUCUCCUUGGAUCACUGCAGUGAAAUAUCCUUGAUCUCAGAGAUGGCUCGUCGUAGGAAGGCAGAAGGGGCAACUGAGGGGGAGAACGAUGCAGCUUCACAGAGCUCUCGUAGAAGUAAGAAAAUUAAUGAAAUUUCUGGGGAAGAAAAUAGCAAUGAUAGCCAUCAAGACGUGGAAGAAGGAAACAGCUCCCGCAAGACUUUGCAGAGAAGCACACGAAGUAAGACUAAGGGAGACAGUGGCAAUGGUGAGGUGCAGGAAGAGGAGAGCAUGAAUUCAAGCCACCUCAGACGUAGCUCUCGUGGUAGGAGCUCAGAGAAAGAUAAAGUUGCUGAGGCAGAGAGCAGCAAGCCAAAAACAAGAAGACUGUCUCAGAGUCAGAAUAGUGACAAGGAGGAGGAGACUGGCUCUCAGAGAGGGCCAACAAGACGUAAGAGUUUGAGAGGAGAGAGCACAGAAAGAGAAGUCCACACCCCUAUUGCAAGGUCACGAAGAAGAUCUUCACGAGGUCGCAGCAUCGAGUUGGAAGUGUCGGAGGAAGAAAGCCAAGAAGGUAAGGUGGGUAUUGGUGGCCAGAAACUAGAGAGCAUCAAAGAAAUAAGUGAAAAUCAAAGUGAAACACCCAAGAAGACCAUGGAUACUGAAAAAGAACAUGUUAGUGAAAAUGAAAAAUUGGAAAACAAAACUCCAAAGGAUGUUUCAAGCAUAGAAGACGAGAAACCCCCUCAAAGUCUGUUGGAUAUUCCAAAGGAGCCUCCCUUGAAAGGGAAAGAAGAGGACAAUAAAGUCGAGCAGCCAGAGAAGAAGGAAGGUGAUGAGACUCCUAAAGGACCGAGAGAAGAGUCUCCUGGAAAAACUAAAGAGACAAAUGCAGAAAGCAUAGUCACAAAAGAGAGACAUUCUGCUAAAAAAUCUGGCAGGGAUAUUGAAGAAAGUGGUAAGAAGGAAGAGGGAAAGAGGAAGAGAAGGUUGAAUACCAAAAAUGAUGAGCACAGAUCAGAAAAGGAGAGUGAAAGUUUUCGUACCUCAAACCCAAAGGAAGAAAAAAAGGAAUCUUCUCGGCCAAAGCUUCAGAGAAAUGAGGUUAAAAUGACAGAUGAAAAGAACCAAAUUGAGAAGAAAGCAAGAAAGGACAGAUCACGUUCCAUUAGUCAAUCGUCUAGUGCCUCACGGUCACCAUCUCCUAAAAAAGUAAAGCAGGAUGCAUCGCGAUUAAGUAACAGGAGAAACUCUGGUAGUGAUGAGGAGAGACGUGACAAGAGGAAGAGUGUAGAUGGUAGGCGAGAUUCGAGGGGACACAAAGUUUCUGUUGAAGAAGCCAAGAAGUCUUCUCGUCCUCGGUUACACAGGAAUGAAGUAACAAUGCUGGAAGAUAAAUCGGAGAGGAAUGAGGGAAGAAGCAGAAAAGACAAGUCUCCCUCAGAAAGCAGAUCAUCUACCGAUUCUUCAAGGUCGCCUUCAAACAGAAAGCACAAAAAGGCACGUUCAUCUUCAUCCUCUAGUUCAAGCAGUUCUUCAAGAUCAAGGUCUAGACAUUCUAGGAAGAGGUUUGGGUUUGCUAAGACAGAGUCUGAUCGCAAGAAGUCGCCAGGAAAGAGGCAGGCUUCCCGUACUCCAGAACAUGAAAAAUUGAAAGAAAACAUUGACGAAGACAAAAUAAAGCACAGGCCUAUUCAUUUCCAUGGAAGUGGAAAAAAAUCUCGGCAUUCUCGUUCUCGCUCAAGAUCUCCAAAGGCAAAGACACAGAAGUCCAGUUCUGGGAUGGGCAGUCCUGUGAGGGACAAGUCACGUUCAGAAAACAGGAGAGACAGUGUCCGCUCAGAUAAGCAGCAUGAGGAAGAAAAGGAGAACAAAGAAACCAAAAUCACGAUUGAUUAUUCGUCUUUCAAAUCUGUGAGGAAAGUAAGUUUAUCACGUGGUAAGUCUCGUGAUGAGGAAGAUGCUGAUAAACCCAAGAAGAGGAAAUGGGGCAAUACAUCUUCAAAGAAGUUAUCUGUCGAUAUUUCUUCUGCAUCAUUAAAGACCAUAAUUCCUGAUGUAAAGCCGUUGUCGGCCUCAGAGGUUCAUAUGGGUGAGGAUUCAGGACCUGAAAGUGGUGAGGCGAGUGACUUUGAGGGACCUGAGCCUCCACCACCCUUGUAUCAAGAGGCGAAAGAAGAGAUAGAGGAUCGUGAGGACCCUCAGCCUAGACGUGAAGUAAGGGAAAUGUCUCCGGUGCCCUCCAAACAGAAAAGACGAUCUUCCACACCAGAAGAAAAACCAGCACGCAAGAUUCAUAUGUUUGAGGGGCCUGUCCCAAGUAGUAAGCCUGCCAUUGCUCCAGCACGUAAUCCACCGUCCAGAGUUGUGUAUGUUCAAAAUUUGGUACGCCCAUUCACCAUUAAUCAGCUUCGAGAGCUGCUUCAGAGGACAGGUCGUCUUGUUGAAAAUGGAUUUUGGAUAGACAAUAUAAAAUCUAAAUGUCUUGCAAUGUAUGAAAAGGAGGAUCAGGCUCAAGAGACGCGUGUAGCUCUACAUGGUGUUAAGUGGCCAGUGUCCAACCCAAAGAACCUGUUCGUGGAUUUUUCCACUGAGGAGGAAAUGAAAAAGAGAAUGGAAGAUUUUGCUCCCCCACCUCAGAAGAGCAUUGAAGAUCGUCGUGAUGAGAGAUGGCGGCGUGAAGGACCAGUGCGAGAAUGGGAUUUGGCCAAGAUAGGUGAACGUUCACCAGGAGAGAGGGAAAGGGAGCGUGAGAGACUUCGUAGGGAAAGAGAAGAAGAAAGGCUGCGUGAACGCAACAAAAGUCGUAGUCCCACCGGACAUGAAGAACAAAACAAAAAACCAGAGGAGCCACCAGCCAAACUUCUGGACGACUUGUUCCACAAAACUAAAGCCCAGCCAGCAAUAUAUUGGCUUCCUCUAACUGCUGAACAGAUUGGUGAAAAAGAAGCACAACGUCGUCAAAAGAUGGCAGAAUUGGAGCGUCUUCACGCAGAGAUGAGAGCUGCCAGAGAGAAGGAGCAUGAAGAGUGGGAGCGGCUAAGAACUGAGCGAAAGAAAGAACGAGAAAGAGAGAGAGAACGAGAAAAGGAAAAGGAAAAAGAAAGAGUGAAGGAAAGAGAGAAGAAUGCUCGCAAAUCCCGAUCAAAGUCUAGAUCACGUCGGAGAAGUAGGUCACCUCGAAGAUCACCUAGAAGAUCUCCUCGUAGAUCUCCGCGGAGGUCACCGAGGCGAUCAUCUGCUAAAAGAUCACCCAAGAGGUCUCCUAAGAGAUCUCCAGGAAAAUCACCAAGAAGAUCACCACAGCGUCAGCGGCGAUCACCAAGUAGGGAAUCUCGCAGAUCAAGGCGCAGGAGUCGUAGCCGCUCUCGAUCACGCAGCUGAUUCCAUUCUGGCAUUUAAUGAGGGGAGCCAAUGACCUUGUGGAGGGUAAUACGAAGCAUGUAAUGUCCAGAUUGCUGAGAGAAGAGUAGCAUGAGGAGUGUGUGCUCAGCACCACGGAGCUAAAAAUAUAACUCGACACAGCUUCUUCGUGCCAGCCCCUCACUACUCCCAAGGUUACUGUUACGUUCAUCUGUGCUGUCUCCCCAUCCACUUCCUAACUCCAUCCUGCCGUCCUUCCUACAUACCUGUUCUUUCCCUCCUACAGGUAUCCCCACUCAGUGCUCUUCUGAUAUUAGGAUUAGAUCUCAUUAUUUCAGCAACAGUUAUUGAGAAAUUUAAGGUGGAAUUAAAAACUAUAAAAGGUUGAGUUGGGGUCAUUGUAAUUUUAAAUUGUUCAUGUUUUUCUGAGCCAGUAGGGAGUCUCUAAACGGCAUGUUUCCAUUAGGUAAGUAUGUUUUGUGCAUUUUACCUUUGAUUAGUUAUUAGGUUAUUAUAGGGUAGAUUAUGCUUAUUUUUGUUUUAUUUAUGUAUCAGAAGAGCAUUGGGUGGUAAGGGAUGUGUUGAAAACGUUAUUGGUGAAGAGAUCCACUGCGCUGUAUGGGCGGGCAACGAGAUGAUUCUCCGGAGUAUCGGCGGGAACUUCGAUGAUCAUCUUUAGAGACCGGCGUAUGUCUUAAUGCUUCCUCAUGGAAUGCCUUUAUCUCCAAAGCUGCACAGCUAUGUACCAUGGCUCAAGAUGCCAAAACUUGUAAGAGAUGGCUAAUAUCUCAAAACAUGACAAUGAGUGUGAUUGAACUAUACCUGUGUCUGUUACAAAAGCUAUUUAUGCAAUGUGGUGUUUUAUAUGUAGAACCACAGAAAGAUAGUGCAACAGAACACUGAAUGUCAGUCUCUUAAACGUGUGUGUGACAGUGUGGGAAAUGUGAUAUACCUUCCCAUCCAGACUUGUAUCUACGAGGAUAACACUGCCGAGGCAGAGUAGUGAUAUAAAGAGACUGGGUUUGUUGACUAUUUUCACAUGAUAUUGCACCAGAUUAUGGUAGAAGAAACAUAUCCAGGCAGGGAAAUGCCUUGUGCAAAUGGGACUUGAGCUAGUAUCAUGUAGUUCACAUUUACAAUUGAUGUUUCUCUGUACAGAGGAACCUUACCCUGAGUGCGAGGAGUACAAAAUUCUUAAUUAUUUGAAACCAUCAGUCUGUUAAGUAUAAGUUAAGGCAUAUGUCUGGUGUUGCAACCAAGCAUUCUCCCAAAUGUAAUUAAUGUAUGUAUUGCAUGGAUGCGCUUAAUUUUUUUUUUAUUUUUUUUUUUAGUAUUUUGAUGUUACAAUUUUCAGUGAGUUUAUGCACUAAGUUUUUAUCAUUUGAGAGAAAUUCAUAAUUUCUUAUGUUGUGAUGACUUGUGGGUGAUUGUUUAUAACUAAAGUCAUUAAAAUUACACCCUUUAA